Messenger RNA from Capra hircus (goat), 1550 nucleotides. It is a transcript of the gene WNT8B, whose product is annotated as Wnt family member 8B. The transcript has 6 exons. Gene Ontology annotation, cellular component: extracellular region. Lineage: Eukaryota; Metazoa; Chordata; Mammalia; Artiodactyla; Bovidae. The coding region runs from base 120 to 1172 and encodes 350 amino acids. Gene Ontology annotation, biological process: cell fate commitment; canonical Wnt signaling pathway; neuron differentiation. The record is from RefSeq and is a predicted model, not a curated record. Gene Ontology annotation, molecular function: frizzled binding; cytokine activity.
GGAAGUUGGGGUUUGAGGGGAAUUCCACCCCACUACCACUGAGGAGAAUACUUUUGCAUCUUACCUCUCUGUCUCCCAAAGUUUAGAAUUUUCUAUCCUUAUUACUCCAAAGGAUUAGGAUGCUUGUGAAGCCUUCUGCGUGCAUCUUUCUUUUCACCUGUGUCUUCCAACUCAGCCAUACCUGGUCAGUGAACAAUUUCCUGAUGACUGGUCCAAAGGCUUACCUGAUCUACUCCAGCAGCGUGGCAGCUGGUGCCCAGAGUGGAAUUGAAGAAUGCAAAUACCAGUUUGCUUGGGACCGCUGGAACUGCCCUGAGAGAGCCCUGCAGCUGUCCAGCCAUGGUGGCCUUCGCAGUGCUAAUCGGGAGACAGCGUUUGUGCACGCCAUCAGUUCUGCCGGGGUCAUGUACACUCUGACUAGAAACUGCAGCCUUGGGGAUUUUGACAACUGUGGCUGUGAUGACUCCCGCAAUGGGCAACUGGGGGGCCAAGGCUGGCUGUGGGGAGGCUGCAGCGACAACGUGGGCUUCGGAGAGGCAAUAUCCAAGCAGUUCGUCGAUGCCCUGGAGACAGGACAGGAUGCUCGGGCAGCUAUGAACCUGCACAACAACGAGGCCGGCCGCAAGGCGGUGAAGGGCACCAUGAAACGCACGUGCAAGUGCCACGGGGUGUCUGGCAGCUGCACCACGCAGACCUGCUGGCUGCAGCUGCCGGAGUUCCGAGAGGUGGGCGCGCACCUGAAAGAGAAGUACCACGCAGCUCUCAAGGUGGACCUGCUGCAGGGUGCAGGCAACAGCGCGGCGGGCCGCGGCGCCAUCGCUGACACCUUUCGCUCCAUCUCCACGUGGGAGCUGGUGCACCUGGAGGACUCCCCGGACUACUGCCUGGAGAACAAGACGCUAGGGCUGCUGGGCACCGAAGGCAGAGAGUGCCUGCGGCGCGGCCGGGCCCUGGGCCGCUGGGAGCGCCGCAGCUGCCGCCGACUCUGCGGGGACUGCGGGCUGGCGGUAGAGGAGCGCCGCGCCGAGACCGUGUCCAGCUGCAACUGCAAGUUUCACUGGUGCUGCGCGGUGCGCUGCGAGCAGUGCCGCCGGCGAGUCACCAAGUACUUCUGCAGCCGCGCGGACCGGCCACGGGGGGGCGCGGCGCACGAACCCGGGAGAAAACCCUAAGCGACUCCUCUCCCCUCUCUCGUUUCCCCUUUGGUCCUUGGCUUUUUUUAGAGACCCCAGUAGUGAGGAAUCUAGGGAAUAGGGACCCCACACUACCAAGGCCAGGGAUCCCGAGGGAGAGAGCUGCUGCAUUCUCUCCGGAGCUCGCCACUUUCCAACCUGUUUCCACAGUUUCUCUGCUGUCGGCAUCGUCGGCCCCACCACGCUGAGGUCUGACAGCGCUCUGAGACUCUGAGCUACUGAUCUUCCCAGGACUUCGAAGAGAAUGGGCGUUCCUUCUCCCGGUCCUGCCUGCUAUAAUGCCUGACCUAGCCUGUGGAACUUUGGAACUGGAAGAACCCUCCUGAGUUAUGCAGGGCCCAGAGAAAGCAUGGCUUU